Messenger RNA from Dibothriocephalus latus, 1167 nucleotides. Lineage: Eukaryota; Metazoa; Platyhelminthes; Cestoda; Diphyllobothriidea; Diphyllobothriidae. The record is from the annotation of a GenBank genome assembly.
AUGGCAACGUGUUUCGCCUACGGGCAAACCGGCUCCGGAAAAACACACACCAUGGGAGGCGAGUUCCAGGGUCGCGGUUUACAGGACUGCUCAAACGGCAUUUAUGCACUUGCGGCUCGUGACGUGUUCCACCUAAACGCCACCAAGUACUCCCACGAAGAUCUUUGUGUGGAGGCGGCCUUCUUUGAGAUUUAUAGUGGCAAGGUGUUUGAUUUGCUCAACAAGAAGGCAAAGCUCCGGGUCCUCGAAGAUGGCAAAAAUCAGGUUCAAGUUGUUGGCCUUCGAAUGGAACCGGUGCACUCUGUGGAGGAUCUCAUCUUGAAGAAACGCACGUCCAACAAACUUUUCGGAAAGUUCUCGCUCAUUGAUCUCGCUGGCAAUGAACGCGGCGCUGACACCAGCAGUUCUGAUAGGAUCACUCGAAUGGAGGGUGCCGAGAUCAACAAGAGUUUGCUCGCACUCAAGGAAUGUAUCCGAGCGCUGGGCAGAAAGGGUACUCACUUGCCUUUCCGAGCCAGCAAGCUGACGCAGGUCUUGCGUGACUCCUUCAUUGGAGACCGGUCGCGUACUUGCAUGAUCGCCAUGGUUUCGCCCGGUAUAUCUUGUUGCGAACACACCCUUAACACCCUCCGCUACGCAGACAGGGUGAAAGAACUGGGUCCUGCCGCUCAGACCUGCACCACAGGCGGAUCCGCCUCUGGGGACAUUAACUACUCCUCAGCGGUCCCCUCUAGUCGUGCUCCUGCUCAGAGUGGACGUCAGUUUACCCGCGGUCCUCUGGGAGAUUCGGUUUCCGGUUACCCCUCCGGCGCUCCGCACAAUGGUCGUACAAGCUCCGGCUACUACGAUGUCGCCAAUGAACUGUCCGUGCCUCAUGCCGUUGUUGAGGAACGAGACAUUAGCGAUGACAAUGGCAACGACGAAGAUGACCUUGCCAUGCUUCGUUCUGCCAAUGACGGUGAAGUGACGGAAGACCUUCUAAACUUCCACGAGGUGGUCAGUCAUAUCGAGCGUCUCGAAGAGGAGGUCUGCGAUCAUCAUAACACCGUUUGCGAUCUCAUGACAAAGUGGACAAGUGAACAUUUCCGGCUGAAGAAGGUGGCGGGGAAUGUUCUAUAUGAUGUCGAAUGUGAGUCGCUUCACCUCUUCUUUUUUUCAUGGAAGUAG